AUGGUUCCUCCAUCUCGUCGAUCAACAUUGCGAUCCUAUGCCAAAGCAAAUGCAACAGAAUGUCUCGAGGUUAUCCGAUCUAAACGCACCACUAUUCAGCACAUAAAAGCACCGUCACAGUCUCGCAGAUAUUCCCAACUAUCGAAUAAGUCAGAUGGCUCAGUAAAGAACCGGAAAAAGUCAACCGAGGAGGACUGCACUGCGACUGUUGAAAGUAAUUCCUUUGCGAAACCCUCAAAAGCGAUAGAACUAUGCAAUCCGGAUUCGCAACUUCCAGAGAUGGUCGGUCGAGUUACUGAGCGUUCCGCCGUGCGGGACUUCAUUCGAUCGGCUAUCGAAGAACGAAGAAGCGCUACUCUGUAUAUUAGUGGCGCCCCGGGAACCGGAAAGACUGCCGUAGUUCUUCAUGAGACACAUCUACUUGAAAAAGCUUUUGGCUGCCGUGUGGCUCUGAUCAAUUGUAUGCAAUUACGAUCUGCAUCGAUGAUAUAUUCCCAUCUGAUUCAAACUCUACGACGUUCAAACUCAGAGAACAGCUGCACUGCAUUCAAUGUUAAAUCGUUUGAGGACACUAUCAAUCGACUUGUAAAUCGAGGAACUCUUGUGCUGAUUCUGGAUGAAGUUGAUCAGCUCGUCAGCCAAUCUCAAGAUAUCUUGUAUCGAAUUUUCAACUGGCCCGAAACGUUGAAGUGUCACAUCAUCGUGAUUGGUAUCGCGAAUGCCCUCGAUCUGCCCGAGCGUCUUCCCAAACUGAAAUCGAAAACUCACAAACCAGCGCACUUGACCUUUGUGCCUUACACACGGACAGAACUGGCCGAUAUUGUCACCUUGAAGCUCGGUCCGCCAAGUGACCUUAAGGAGAACAGUCUCGAUCCCCUAGCAAUUCAGCUUUGUGCCCGAAAAAUAUCGGCAUCUACCGGUGAUGUUCGGACCGCUCUCGAUGUCUGUCGCCGAGCCAUUAAUCUGGCCACCCAGGAAGCGAUUCGACGAAAUCGAAACACAGAGGAACAGCCUUCUUCCGUGAGACCCUCUCUGCAACACGUUAGUUUGGCCCUGAAGGAGUUGAAUGUAAGUGGUGGUGUAUGUGCUUAUGUGAGAUUGGAACUUUUCAUUUCGUUCAGUCCCGCGUGGUCUAGCGGUUAG
This is a messenger RNA of Echinostoma caproni, 1143 nucleotides long. Lineage: Eukaryota; Metazoa; Platyhelminthes; Trematoda; Plagiorchiida; Echinostomatidae. The record is from the annotation of a GenBank genome assembly.